GAAGGUGAACCAAUGAGCGUGUGCUGGUUUGGGAGAGUGACGUCACAACAAAGUAUUAAUACUCAACCUCAGCACCCCUCCCAACACAAAUUGUUUUCAGCGAUCACGUCUGACGAUCUACGGGAAUUACCACAGAACAGCACACUUCCUAAAGCAAGUACACCAUGGCCCGUACCAAACAGACUGCCCGUAAAUCUACUGGAGGAAAGGCGCCAAGGAAGCAGCUCGCUACCAAGGCGGCUAGGAAGAGCGCCCCGUCCACGGGGGGAGUGAAGAAGCCCCAUCGUUACAGGCCUGGAACUGUGGCUCUGAGAGAGAUCCGUCGUUACCAGAAGUCCACGGAGUUGCUCAUUCGCAAGCUGCCUUUCCAGCGCCUGGUGAGAGAAAUUGCCCAGGAUUUCAAGACCGAUCUGCGCUUCCAGAGUGCUGCCAUUGGCGCCCUCCAGGAAGCCAGUGAGGCUUACCUGGUGGGUCUGUUUGAGGACACCAACCUGUGCGCCAUCCACGCCAAACGCGUCACCAUCAUGCCCAAAGACAUCCAGCUGGCUCGUAGGAUAAGGGGAGAGAGGGCCUAAGCAGCUAGUGACAGCGUUGUCGAUACAGAUUCUUAUUUAUCAUACUUAACCAUUUUGUGGACAUUUUUAUUUCUUGGGUUUUUAAAAUAAGUUUUCUUUUUUUAAUUUUGUAUUGUAUUUUAGACUGGGACAAUUCAAUCAUUCCAUAAGCCUGAGUACAUGUAGGGUAGUUGGAAAUGUUGUGCAGUAUCUGCCUAUUCCACCACGGGCCAUUAUUGUGUGUUCUAGUCAUCAUGCCACCCUUCAAGAUCUCAUGGGUAUCAGACUCCUGUGGUUGGAGUUUCUUGACACGAAGAUGAAUCCUUCACAUUUUCCGUGGGGUCCAAGGUUUCUUCACCCAUCUACCAUUUACCACAAAAUGCCAGCAUGUCUUGCUUGACAGGUCUCACUGCAGUGUCUGGGUGUGGGCUACUACAGUUAAUACUCGACACUCAGUGUCCAGGAGCAUGGCAGACCCCUCCUGUAUUUUUCUGGACUGCUUUUUACAUGUUUUUCAACAUAAAUCUUGGCAGCUACAUUUAAUACUAUUUAUGAAAAUGUUGUCACAUGUCUUUCUAUUAAAGGUCUUUAUGAGUAGAGAAA
Molecule: messenger RNA, 1157 nt
Organism: Scatophagus argus
Lineage: Eukaryota; Metazoa; Chordata; Actinopteri; Scatophagidae
Product: histone H3.3A
Exons: 4
Coding region: 165-575 (136 amino acids)
Cellular component (GO): nucleosome
Molecular function (GO): structural constituent of chromatin; protein heterodimerization activity; DNA binding
Source: RefSeq, a predicted model, not a curated record